Messenger RNA from Anopheles moucheti, 549 nucleotides. Its product is annotated as vacuolar ATPase assembly integral membrane protein VMA21 homolog. NCBI's taxonomy places the organism in Eukaryota, Metazoa, Arthropoda, Insecta, Diptera, Culicidae. The record is from RefSeq and is a predicted model, not a curated record. Gene Ontology annotation, biological process: vacuolar proton-transporting V-type ATPase complex assembly. Bases 223 to 549 code for a protein of 108 amino acids. Gene Ontology annotation, cellular component: endoplasmic reticulum membrane. The transcript is spliced from 2 exons.
CAGAAGAAGUAUGGCUCGUCGGUGUGAAAAUGUUUAGAGAAAGUGUGCACGAGCCCUGUAGCUCCUGGUCACGAGUACCUAUUUGUCAAUCGUUCUUCAGCUUUACUUUUGCCCGAUCGGCUUUUCUUCUCGUAAAUUAGUAUCCAACACUGGCGUAUUUGGCGUAAAGAAGGAAAAAAGACCGAAUCCUCGGAAAUACCUGUCGGUGUGCAUUACAGAGUGAUGUCUAAGUCCAAGCUGAAUAAAAACACCAUCUCGAAAGCGGAACAACGUGCCGAGUAUCGUACCUUCAAGACCGUGUUCUCGUACUGCAUUUUAAUCAUUGUGCUUCCCGUGCUAACAUUCUUCACCUCCAAACAUUGGCUGUUUGAUGGGCUGCUGCAGCUGUCCAGCGUGACCAGCAACAUCUAUUCGGCGGUGAGCGCAGUAGUCGCGCUGCACGUGGCAUUGUUUCUGUUUAUAUACAAGGCCUACUUUGCGGCUAGCAACGAUUCUCCCGAUUCCGGCAGCAGGGAUCGUGGGGAUAAGAUCGCCCACAAGGAAGAUUAG